This is a messenger RNA of Zea mays, 1222 nucleotides long. RefSeq lists its product as uncharacterized. The record is from RefSeq and is marked validated. The coding region runs from base 134 to 991 and encodes 285 amino acids. The transcript is spliced from 8 exons. Gene Ontology annotation, molecular function: rRNA (uridine-N3-)-methyltransferase activity. Lineage: Eukaryota; Viridiplantae; Streptophyta; Magnoliopsida; Poales; Poaceae. Gene Ontology annotation, biological process: rRNA base methylation.
AGACCAGUUAGACUAGACCACCGCCGCUCCACGCUUCCACCCUCUGCUGCGGGACGAGCUCGAGAGGUUCGCCGGCGCUCCUGCUCGGCCGACGGCCGUCGCCGCGCGAUAAUAGGCCAGGAGACGCGGAGAGAUGCUGUCGUCCGCCGCCUUCUCCUCCUCACCGCUGCUGCGCGGAGCCCCGCUGCGGACCCGGCACCUGCUCCUGGCCCCUCCCGCGCGCGCGCACGGCGGCGCGGCGAGCCGCGCCCGCGGUGGCCUUCCGAGGUUCCACGCCCCGUCUCUCCCUUCGUCCAAGGGUGAGGUGAUUCGCAUCCAAGGAGACGAGUUCUGGCACAUGACGCGGGUUUUGCGCCUUGGCGUUAACGACAAGGUUGAACUAUUCAAUGGGGUGGGCAGUUUAGCUGAAGGAUUCAUACAUAAAGUUGACAAAGGUGGCUCAGGUGUUGAGUUAUUAGAGGAUGCUAGGAUCAUAGCUCCUCAAGGCAUCCAAUGGCAUGUCUUUGCUGCGUUUGGGACACUGAAAGGCGGACGUGCGGAUUGGCUUAUAGAGAAAUGUACUGAACUUGGAGCUUCUAGUGUUACCCCUCUCCUGACAGAACGAUGUCACACAAUAGCGGAAAAUCGGGUGGAUAGGUUGCAACGCCUUGUGCUGGCUGCAGUUAAACAAUGCCAGAGGAUACAUGAAAUGUCGCUGAAAUCCCCAAUUCAGAUAAGGCACCUUCUACCUGUUGUAUCACAGUCAAAGCUUGCUUUCUUAGCAUCAGCGGAAGCGCCUCCUCUUUUUAGUGUUCUGCCAGAAUCCAGCAUUGAACAAAGUGGGCUUCUGAUUAUUGGGCCUGAAGGAGACUUCACAGCAGAGGAGGUACAUUCACUGAAAUCAGCAGGUGCGGCCCCUGUUGGUCUUGGUCCAUGCAGGCUACGGGUUGAGACAGCCACGAUAUCCCUCCUAUCUGCUCUCAUGCUCUGGUCAGAUGCUAAACACCGGUAAAGACAGCAAUGCAGGUAAUCUAAGGACAGUUCUCUCAGUCAUCUUUAUGGUAUACUAGUCCUCUUUCAGGUGAUUAGUACCAUGAAAUACCAUUCAGGAUCUAGUUGGAUUCAGUAACCAAAACCAUGGGUAAUUAUUCCAUUGGAUCUCAGAACGCAUUUCAGUAAGAGCUUGGUCUUGGGCUUGACCAGCAUGGACGAUGAGCAUCUCAAUACACGAUGUUUUGUUUGA